AUGGCAAAGAUUAUUGUUAUCGUAAUGCUAGUUUUUGUGUCAAUGGCCGGCUGGAUGAACGGUGCUGACACUGGCUCUAUUUCUGGUGUUACUCAUAUGCGUGAUUUUCAAUCCAAAUUUGCCGAUCACUAUGAUCAAAAGACAGAUAGCUAUUCUUACUCUUCGGCUCGCCAGAGUCUCAUUACUGGCAUGAUCAACGUUGGGUCGUUUACUGGUUGCUUCCUGUCGGCUCCGUUAGCAGACGCUGUUGGAAAACGUUAUUCGAUAUUUAUUUGGUGCAUUGUUUACCUUAUUGGAGUCAUUGUGCAAAUGACUGCUUCUUCCUCAUGGAUUCAGAUUGUCAUUGCUAAAGUUUGGACUGGCUUUGCAGUCGGCGCUACGUCGGUGAUUGCCCCAGGAUACCAAUCUGAAGUUGCUCCAGCUUCCAUGCGUGGAGCUAUUGUUACAACUUACCAAUUGUUUAUUACGGCUGGUAUUUUCGUUGCUGCUUGUAUCAACAUGGGUACGCAUAAUUACAAGCAUCACAAGUCAGCUUCAUGGAGAGUUUCCAUGGGAAUGAAUUUGUUGUGGGGUCUCAUCACCUUGAUUGGAAUUACUUUUCUCCCCGAGUCUCCCCGGUAUUUGAUAGCUAUUGGUAAGGAUCAAGAGGCUUUAAAAAUUAUGAGUAAAAAUAACGAUCUUCCAUCAGACCAUGAAGCAAUUCAAGCUGAAUAUCAUUUGAUUAAAUCCGAUUGCCAAGUCGAAUUGGCUGGUGGACCAGUGAAAUGGCAUGAGAUUUUUGGAAAAGACAUUCGUUUUCGUACGUCCCUCGGAUUUGCUGUCAUGUCUUUUCAGCAACUCACAGGCGCCAACUAUUAUUUUUAUUAUUGCACCCAAGUCUUUAAAAACAGUGGAAUAAGUUCACCCUACUCUGCGGCUUGUAUCUUAGAUGGGGUUAAUCUUUUCUGUACUUUUUUUGCUAUGUUUGUACUUGACCAUUUCGGACGCCGUUUGCCUUUGAUAGUGGGAGGUAUUUGGCAGUCUGUUUGUUUCUUUAUUUAUUCUGCAGUCGGUGAUAAGGCUUUGACCCGUGACGAUGGAAGUUCCAACCAACACGCAGGUGCGGUACUAAUUGCAUUUUCUUGCUUUUUUGUUGCCAGUUUUGCUGUAACAUGGGCUCCGGCUGCAUACGUUAUUGUUGGUGAGUCCUAUCCUGUGCGUUACCGCUCAAAGUGCGCCGCACUUGCUACCUCUGGAAACUGGCUUUUUGACUUCUUAGUUUCAUUUUUCACUCCAUACAUUACCAAUAUAAUUGGCUUUAAAUAUGGAUACGUCUUUGCAGUUUCUAAUUUGAUCGGUUCAGUUAUCAUCUUUCUCUUUGCCCAUGAGACAAAAGGUCUCACUUUAGAAGAAGUCAAUCUUGUUUACUCUUCAAACUUGAAGCCAUGGCGCUCACGUCCAAAAGAGCUUGGUGGUUACUCAAAGGACCAGCAAGAAGCAAUGGAAAAAGCAAAUACUGGUGUAUGUGGGGAAUCCUUCGACCACUAUGAGUAUACUCCUAAUACUAUAUCUCCUACCGAGUCUUCUUUAUUUCAUAAAAAAGAUGAGCAAUUGAACAACGAGAAAGAAUAG
Schizosaccharomyces osmophilus is the source of this 1611-nucleotide messenger RNA. Its product is annotated as hexose transporter Ght5. Gene Ontology annotation, cellular component: plasma membrane. The coding region runs from base 1 to 1611 and encodes 536 amino acids. Gene Ontology annotation, biological process: carbohydrate transport; transmembrane transport. The transcript has a single exon. Lineage: Eukaryota; Fungi; Ascomycota; Schizosaccharomycetes; Schizosaccharomycetales; Schizosaccharomycetaceae. The record is from RefSeq and is a predicted model, not a curated record. Gene Ontology annotation, molecular function: carbohydrate:proton symporter activity.